This is a messenger RNA of Schizophyllum commune H4-8, 1005 nucleotides long. RefSeq lists its product as uncharacterized. The coding region runs from base 1 to 969 and encodes 322 amino acids. The transcript is spliced from 13 exons. The record is from RefSeq and is a predicted model, not a curated record. Lineage: Eukaryota; Fungi; Basidiomycota; Agaricomycetes; Agaricales; Schizophyllaceae.
AUGGCCGACUCAGUCGCACUCAACGUCUUCGGUCAGGCACGCUUUGUCCAUGGCGCCGUGCACAUAAUAGCUGCGUCGAUCCUCGUCCACGACCACAUAGACACCCUGCCUUCUGAGAUCGAGUAUGUGUGGCGGCGUCCCAAACACCGGGCCUCAUACGUCUUCUUCCUCUUCCGCUAUAUCUCUCUCAUGCUGGACUUGACGCUUGUGCCGCUUGAACUAUGGGAAGCCCCCUACGAGGUGCGCACUGCCCACCUGACGCUAUGUGUGCAUGCCUGGCUCUUUGAGUACCUCGCCAUGACGGUAAUCGUGAUUGUAGUCAGUGUGCUAAUGUCGCUCCGCGUGUACGCCAUAUUCGGACGCGACCGGCGUAUACUAUGGGUAUUAGUCGUCUACGUCGCCGCUGGCCUGGGUCAGCAGUGGAUCGCGCAUGGCUCGGUCAUCGUAGCCAACGAAGCAGGCGCGCACUGGAUCGACGAGAUACCUCCCUGUCCGUUGCCGGUACCAAAGAUAAUCGCUGUUGACCCGUUGACACUCACAGGGAUCGCUGUCAUCUGGAUAAUUGUGAUGGUGUACGACCUCAUCAUUUUUUCGUUGACAAUAUGCAAGACCGUCAACGCGCUUCGCAAGCCUUGUAUGCCGCUCACCCAUCUCUUGCUACGAGACGGUGCCUUAUACUUUGGAACCGCAUCUAUGCUCAACUUCGCGAAUGUACUGUUCUUCUAUAAAGUCGGGCCUUACUUUGCGGCAUCCACAGUCAACAUCGGCGUCAGCAUCUCCGCCGCCUUGGCGUCGCGCAUGAUGCUGCACCUCCACGAGGAGACGUACAUGCGCUCGGGCUACGGAGAAGUUCACCUGACAUCGAUGAACACCGCGCAUACGGACAGCUGGCCACAGAUAGUUGGACUGUCCUCUACGGCAGAGUACUUACUAGACGACGAUCAGUUGGGAAGGGGCUCCUGGUCAUAAAUAUUCUCAUAGUUAUUCUCGUCAAGUAGCUUAUCA